AGACAGGGUGUAUAAAAGACACGAUGCAUAGAGGCAUUCAAAACUUUCAGUACAAUGUGGCUGUCGGAGCUGUUGCUGGUCGGACUGCUCGUUUCGUUCGCGGACAGUUACGACCGCAGAGUUAACUACUGGGAUGCUUUCGCUUCUGGCAAGCUUCUUGAGCGCCUGAAUGCCCUCACCGACGUAGAUCAGUCAAAAGUGGACAAGUUACCUGGAAUUAUGCAAGUCACAGCGACCACAACCACUCGAGCACAAGCCAAGGCGGACGAUUAUUUGGACGUCGAUGUGGACGCCGAUGCGGUAAAUGAAGAAGUGGACAGCCAAAGUGCGGAAACGAGUCAUGAGGGAUAUUCUGGUGAGGAUUACGAGCGCAACUACGAACAUUUUGUAAAGGAAUACUUUGAUCGAGAUGCGGCUGGGGCUAAUAUCGACGACGUCCGGGAACUGCAGGAGGAAACCCAAGCUGUGGAGCCCACUAACAUAAAAGACCAUCGUUGCCGACGCGUAAAGCGAAAGGAUGGCAAGCUAUGCGAGGUAUGCAUACAGCUUAAGAACAACGAGGUAUCCGAGACGUGCAGCUACUCCCACGAAAAUCAACCGGAGCAGUAUGCCUACGGCAGUGACACCCAGUACAAGCGCUAUCGCACCGAUCCGCAAAAAAAGAAAGAUUAUCAGAAACUGAAGCCUGACGCUCCUAGCAGCUUGUGUUUGCGCCACCAGCAGGAAAAUAGGGUCUGCUAUGAGUGUAAGGAUAGCAAAGACCAAAAAAUCGAACGCUGCUACGAUGUUCAGGCCAGGAAGUCUAACAACAAGACUAAGAAGAAGAGGGCCUCCUCAUCCAAACGCAAGCCGCGGUCCCAGUCGGAGAAGGAGCUGAGUAUUUACAAGCGCACCAAUAGCUACAGCUAUAUUCCGCUAUAGUAAUAUUCCACUAAACAUACUGAUGAUCAAGCAUUAGCAUACCUGAUUCGUUAUUUUCUCACUAACAACGCCUCCGGUUGAUCAAGAUCGGGCACAGACUCGGCUCUAUGAAACUCUGAAAGAGCAGUGAGGUUUUUUUUUUACACCCGUUCCUCUUUACCAAGUAAUUUUGCAUUCAUUUCAUUUUCCAAUUUUAUAAAAAAAUGCAUAUUUGUCUAGACUAUAAAACAAAUACAAGGAACUCUUAAACAUAAGGGUGAAAUCUUAGUUUUGUAGUUAGUGAUAAAUGAUUUUUGUACAUGUGCAAUAUAUUCAAAUCUAUUUGUAAAACAAAAAGUUUCUUUUUAUUAAAUAUGUUGUUUAAUAACGGAACAACUUAUUCAAAUGCAGCAAUAUUAUUUUCAAUUAUUACUACAUGGCAGAUUGAUUUUUAAUUCCAAACUUGUAAAAAAUCCCUAUAUGGGAACACAACAAAAUUUGAACAAUAUUUCUCGUACAUUAAUAACAUUUGGUAGAGCCAUGUAGUCAUCAGGCAACCCAAGACUGGAUUAGUACUGCAUAAACUAAAAAAUAUAAAAUAAUACAAAUAGAAAUACAACGAAUAAUU
Drosophila serrata is the source of this 1528-nucleotide messenger RNA. RefSeq lists its product as uncharacterized. The record is from RefSeq and is a predicted model, not a curated record. Lineage: Eukaryota; Metazoa; Arthropoda; Insecta; Diptera; Drosophilidae.